GAACCAGAGAUUAUAAAAAUCAACGCUUCAGUUGCAGAAUGCACACCUGACUCGCAAAAAUGUAGUUCUUUUGGGUUUUAGCCCUUUAGCAGCAUCAAUUAUCACAUGAAUGACUUUAAUUUGGGAACAAACAAUGUACUCUCAACACCCCUCACAGUAUGAAGCCACUUUCUUUUCAUGCACGACAGUUUUUCUAGUUGUUGCACAUUUCUUAUUGUCUCAUCACUACAUGUUGAAAGAUAAAUUAUAUUUAAUAACCUAGGCAGACAUUGAACACGCUAACAUUUUUCUCAGUAAACAUACUUUUAAUUGGACCUAUUAACUGGAUAGAGGAGCUUUUUCUACCUGAUGACUGCUUCAUUAUAGAUUUUGGGUACAUUACUGUUUUUUCAUCUUUAGUGGAGUCUUGCGCAGACAAAGAUUAUAGAAAAAACUUCAUGUGCUAAUCCAGCUCUUUCUCAAACUGUCUGCAAGUGAACCUGAGAUGAAUAAGGGUAAAACAUGCUGAAACAGAUAAUUGGGACUUGAGGUUAGUCUGGAACCUGACCCCGACCUUUUCAGAACCCUGAGAUAGUAACUAGUUACAAAAGCUCUCUUAUAUAGAUGUAGAGACUGCUUGGGUGUGUGUAAUAUCUUCAUGAGCGUAGGACUUACAUGCUACCAGCAAGGUUAAGGUAACCAGAAAUAUAUAAAUCCUGUCUUUCUCUCAAACUUGAAUCGUCGCAAUUCUGUUACUUCCCUUUUUUUAAUUAAGACUUGAACUUACAAUGUAAACUGUGUCGGUCAUUGACUGUACAAAUACCUCAUCUGUGACGUCUGACAUGAUGUCGGGGCUAUAUUCAGUCUUCUGUAGAUGAGGCAGUUAAACGCGGGUGCUGUGAUUUUCUUCACAUUCCGUUGACACUUCAUGCCUGCGAUUUCUUCCUCCACAACACAUUUACGCUCAUCACUACCUCGCUCGCUCCUUUUCUCCUCCUCUCAUCUUUCUUUUUGCCCCUGUCUGUAAUUGGAUUCUAUUUUCAGGCCGCCAUGAGUGUCUGUGUGUCUCCUGUGUUUGUGUCUCGCACCCCUGUUUCUUCCCAUCUCUCCUCCAUCGUCACCCUGUGCUCCCAUCGUUCUCCACUGGUCUGUCACCAUCUCCUCUGCCCUGCCCUCUCUCCAUUGUUUACCUCUUUCUUACUAACUGCUUUACUUUUGCAAGGCAUCCAUUGAACUUUUUUUCCCAUCCUUUUAUGUGUAGCUGUUUGGUACGGCGAAUAUCACAAGAAAAGCUGCAUGUAAAUUGUGCUGGAUGAGGUAAUGCAAACUGCAUGAACUGAUGGGAAUAGCUCUCUCAUGACCUAGUUCUGGUAGUCUGGGUUACACAGCGAUCCAAGAGAGGAAGUUAUAUUUAGUUAGGAGAACAAACUCGAAAAAGAGAGGAUGAGAAGUACUGUAGAAUCUGCAAAACACAAGAGUGAUGUAUAUGUAGGCAGACAAAGAACUUCUAAUUGCAUUGUGGGAUAGUGGCUUGAGUCAUUUUAGGCAAGGCAAUUAAUCAGUUAAACAGAAUUUAAGAAGGGGAGGAGUGGAAAUUAGGAGACUGAGAGAGGGAGGGAGUCUUGCUGUAGAAGUUGGUUGGCUGUCAGGAGCUCUCUAGAGGUCCUGCAUGUGUUUAAAAGACCAAAAAUACUUGGAGAGAAAUGAGGAGAGGCUAUAAGAGGUGGAAAUGUUGACAAGCGAGUAGAAGAAAUGGGAAUUUCUCGUCGAACCACAAAACUCUCGACGGCGAGGCCUGGAAGCAGUAAAACCUCGACGCGCACCCCGCGAUGCGGCCGUGCCACUCAGAGCCGCAACACGCCUGUACGGACGGUCAACAUCCGACCGCUGCCGCUGCGAAGCUCACCUCCAUACAAACAGCAUGCUCAAGCCACACAGCCACGCAAGGCGCACUCGCGUCCGAUGCAGACUCACUGCUCGACUCAGCACCACGAGCAGCACAUGUCGCAUGCCGAUCAUCACUCAGGCUGCACCUUUUACUGCUAUUUUUGCUACUGCUGUUACAGCUGCUGCCUCAUGUUGCUCUCUUUUUCUCUCCUCCUCCUCCUUUCUCCGCCUCCCAACGCUCCUUUCUCUGAUCCCUCCUCCACUUUGACCUCAAAUACCACCACACCUCCUCCCUCCUCUCCAAUCACGCAACCUACAACUUCCUGUUUGGAUGAACUUUCCUGCUUCUGCCCGGAUGCCAACCUGACUUUGUCUCCAAUACCUCCCCAAUGCCCUCGACCUCUUUGUCUAAUCUCGGAUGAUUCCUCACCUCUCCUCAUCACCUCCUGCCCUGACCCAACCACCUCCACCUGUCAUGGUUCCUCAUACUCCUCUACAACAUCGGACUCUCUCCCACGUCCUCACAAACCAAUUCUCUGCCGGCCUUGGCCGUCAACCCGCUCUCUUUCCUCGCUACUCCUCUGCCCUCCCAGCUUUGGCGAUCCAGUUUUAUCCUAUGCCUCCACGCUGGAGCACAUUCCCUCCCGGCCUCGGACGCUGCUGCGGCAGCAGAGUCUGCAGCAGCCCCUCAUCCACCCAUCGGGCCCGGGCCUCAGCCACCCGCCUACCACAUCCCAAAGCUUGGGACAGUUACACACAGGACCUGGACAGCCUGGGGGAGGUGGCGGGGCAGGGAGAGGAGAUGGCGGCGGUAACAGUGGUGAGGGUGGGGGUGCAGGUACACGAGGCAGUGGCCGCGGUGCACGGGGUGGCUCAGCGGGAGCAGCCGCCUCACGUUAUAGGGGAGGCGGAGCAGGAGGGCGCUCUCGUGGCAACCCUGGCAGCUGGGAUUACAUGAUGGACCAGAUGAAGAACCGGGGCCUGGAUGUCAAGUCCUUCCUGGGCAACAAGCCAGCAAACAGCCCCAAGGGUCACCCUCCUGAUGCCGACGGGCACUCUUCUGUAACUGACCUGGCCAACUCGCUCACUGGAGACAUGGUGAUGUUGUCCCCAGGUUCAGAGGAUGAUGACGGCGAAGGGCCCGUCAGUGAAAAACUCGGUCGAAUCCAGUUCAGCAUAGGCUACAGCUUCCAGAACACAACCCUCACCGUCAAAGUUCUCAAGGGCCAGGACCUUCCAGCCAAGGAUUUCUCCGGCACCUCGGACCCUUUCGUCAAAAUCUACCUGCUGCCUGACAAGAAGCACAAGUUGGAAACCAAGGUCAAGAGGAAGAACCUCAACCCCCACUGGAAUGAAACCUUCCUCUUUGAGGGCUUCCCUUACGAGAAGGUGAGAGAACGCACUCUCUACCUCCAGGUGUUGGACUACGACCGCUUCAGCAGGAACGACCCCAUCGGAGAGGUGUCAAUCCCCCUGAACAAGGUGGAACUGGGCCAGCUGAAGACCUUCUGGAAGGAGCUUAAGCCCUGCAGUGAUGGCAGUGGGAGACGAGGCGACCUGCUGGUGUCUCUCUGCUAUAAUCCCACUGCCAACACCAUCACUGUGAACAUCAUCAAAGCUCGCCACCUUAAAGCCAUGGAUAUCGGGGGCACCUCGGACCCUUACGUAAAGGUGUGGCUCAUGCACAAGGACAAGCGUGUAGAGAAGAAGAAGACGCCGGUGAUAAAGCGCUGUCUGAAUCCAGUUUUCAACGAGUCCUUCCCCUUUGACGUCCCUGCCCAUGUGCUGAGGGAGACUACCAUCAUCAUCACCGUCAUGGACAAGGACAGGCUUAGCCGCAACGAUGUUAUUGGCAAGAUCUACCUAUCGUGGAAGAGCGGGCCAGCAGAAGUAAAGCAUUGGAAGGACAUGCUCGCUCGGCCGCGCACUAACGUCGCCCAGUGGCACGCUCUUAAGGCCUGAUCGCACCACCCAGCUUCCUCCAUGGCCACUUCCCGUCUCCUUCUUCCCACCCUUCUUCUCUCUCCCCUACUCCCGCUCCCGUCCUUAUGCACAAGACUGACUUGCUGCCAGGCUGCGAAACACGGGUACAAUUAGCCAUCUGCUCUCUUAAACCUUUAAACUCUUCUCUAUUUUCUUUUAGAAUCUCAAUUUCCUCUUCCACUUCUCUCUGAAUUUCUCGCCCCUUGUGCUGUUGUAUGUUUUUUUUUUCUGUGUCGCCACUUUGCCAAUAGUCCCCCUGUUUCUGACUGUCUGUAUGUCUGUCUUUCUGUCCUUAUGCAAUCGGCCCAUGGAGGUCUAACGAUCUGUUUAUUUGUCGCUGCAGUCCCUUACCGGUUAAACAAGUUGGUAUCUUAGAGAAUCAUAAUAAUUUGAGCUCAUUUAAUCUUGUUGUAUAAAUAGUACAGUUAUACAAUAUAAUACAGAAGGCAGUGUAUGAACAUACAGGCGGGUGUCAAUAAAUUACAAUACCAUGGUAAUGUUAAUUUAGUGAUUCAGCUCAAAAAGUGAAACUCACUGCAUACCAAGUGGGUAAACUAGAGUAUUAUAUAUUUCCAGUCUUUAUGUCUGUUAAUUUUGAUGACUGUGAUGUACAGCUAAUAUGAACCCCAAAUUCAGUUUCUUGUAGAAGUCAGCUAUUACAUAAAACCAAUGAAAAAAAAUUAAUACAGCAUUGUGGUGCUACAACAUGUACUAUACAAUGUAUGUCUUCAAUAAUUGACCGGGGCCACCAGCCUGUGGCUCUGCAGAUGUGUGCGCCAGCCUUCAGUUCAUCCUCAUUGUUGGCUCUGGAGCUUCGGCAAUGUUUGAGCUUCAGACCAGGAGAGUUUGCACUUUUGCCAUAUUUUGCUGGAAAAAUAAAAUCUGCUCUUCUAAAAACCUCGUCAGCAGAGUGAAACAUGGAGUGCUCUGAAACCUUUUUGGUAAAUGUCUCUGCUGACGUUGGACUUUAUAAAAUACAAUAGAACAACCUCAACCAGCUUGAAAUCUGUGCCUCUUCCCUUUAUCUCCAGACUCUGGGAUCUUGAUUUACCAAUGAAAAAUAAAAUCUACUUUUCUAAUGAAAAGAGGACUUUGGACAUGUCCUUUUUAAGAAGUAUUUGUCAGUGUCUUGCAUUCAGGAGUGUCUUAACACAAGGAAGGUAACAGUUGCAGAAUAUAUUCUGGAAAUGACUCUUAAAGCUCUGACUCCAGCCACAGUCAGUCCCUUGUGAUUCUCACCAAAAAUCAUAAAUGAGCUAGAAUCCUCUCAAGGCUUCAGUUAUCCCUGUUGCCUGUGCCAGAUUUUUCUGCCACCCUUUUUCCUUCCACUCAACUUUUCAAUCAGCAGCACACUCUUGUGGUUUGCCACCUUUGUACAGAAUGUCAGUCUCUGUCUGCUGCUAUCUUCUAUUUAUCUGAGAAACAGAAAUUUGGGUUUUCAGUAGUUGUUACUCGGUAAUGAUCAAAAUAAAGAGACAUAAAUGCUCCAAAUAUAUGAUGUUUGUAGUGAAUCUCUAUUAAUUAUUGAUUCUAUUAAUGAAUUAACUUUUCUGUGACGUUACGAUGCAUCUUAUGAAGAUAUAAUUUAGCUACGUAGGCUGGCAGGGUUUCACCUAUGAACACUAGUUAACUGUAUCUUAGCCAUAUUCUGUCACCUGUUUCCCCGUUUCAUUAGUCUUUUCAUUGACCCUACUGUUCUCAUUAUUUGUCCCAAGUGUUUUACAUUUUUCUCUCAUAGCAAACCUUUUCUCCUUCACUCAAGAGUGGUUUAAUGUUCAGCUGAAGUCUUUGAAAGUGAUCGAUAAUAGGUUUGUGAUGAAACAAGCUGAACUCAGGAUGGAUUUGUUCACACUGUUGUCUCUUCUCUUCCUUCUAUUCUCUCUGUAUUCUCUUUUCUCCUCUUCUCUUCCUUCUGGCACAAUAUUAGUGACUUACUUUGCCUCACCACUCCUCUCACAACAACCCUCUUUCUGGAGCCUUCCUUGUCGUCUGUGUGCUGUGGGUGCUGUGCUGUAGCUCCAACAAAAAUAGAGAUUUAAAAAAAAAAAGGAAAAAAAAAAGCAACUGAACUUUCCAAAGCUGGGAAAAGAUGGGACACAAACUUGUGAUAUGGAUUUGUCCCGAUUUUUCCAGAAAGAAGAAGAAAAAAAAAAA
Messenger RNA from Poecilia reticulata (guppy), 6003 nucleotides. Lineage: Eukaryota; Metazoa; Chordata; Actinopteri; Cyprinodontiformes; Poeciliidae. The record is from RefSeq and is a predicted model, not a curated record.